AUGGCCGAAAAAGUUUAUUUAGUCAAUCCCCAAACCGGUAGUCGUCAUCGUAUUAAUGAUUGUAAACGUAGUCUACAACCAUCGACUGCACUGAAAUUUUCAUCUGCACGAAAAUAUCCAAAUACAGCUUUACCAGAAUCAGUUGAUUUAAGUCCAGGAAUGACGGCAGUGGAAUUACAAGGGGAUACUUCUGCAUGUGUUGGUAAUGCAUUGGCUGCUGCCUAUGAAUUUUUAAUAAAGAAAAAAACUGGAAAAGAUCUUGAUGUUAGCCGUCUAUUUAUUUAUUAUAAUGGUCGUAUAAAAGAUGAACCCAAUAUGGCCUAUAUGGAAGAUUCAGGUUGUUCAAUAACGUCUGGUAUCGCAGGAUUAAAAGAAUAUGGUUGUUGUAAAGAAGAUCAAUUUCCAUAUGAUAUCAAUAAAAUUAAUGAACAACCACCGGCUCAUUGUUAUGCUGAAGCUGUAAACUAUCGUAUAACAAAUGGCAUGAAAUUAAAUGUUGAUUUAUAUGAAAUGAAAGCAUGUUUAGCACAAGGGUAUCCAUUUGCAUUUGGUCUUGCAACAUUUCAAUCGUUUGCCGAUGCUGAAACAAAUGGUGGAAUUGUAUCAACGCCAAAAUCCGAAGAACUUGAAAACAGUCCAGGUGAUUUACAUGCAAUGCUAGCAGUUGGAUAUAUUGAUCAAUCACAACAGUUCAUUGUUAAAAAUUCAUGGGGACCACAAUGGGGUGAUAAAGGAUAUGGUUACAUUCCUUAUCAAUAUAUGAGUAAUCCAAAAUAUUGUUCUGAUUUACAUACAAUAAAAACUAUUUCGGAAGUUUCUCGUCAUCGAAAAGAACUACAAAUUCAAAAUACAAACAUUCAGAAUACUCAAACUAAACAUCAUGAUUAUGCAUUAGGCCAUGUUACAUCUCCUACAAGUUGUAUAAAUAAAGAUGUGUCAGUUGAUGAUGAUGAUGAUGAUGAUGAUGAUGACGAAAGCGACUAUUACAAGGAUAAUAAAUUUUGGAAAACAGAACGAUCAGAAUAUAUUGGUAAUGUAGUUGUAAAAUGUCAAGAAAUACAUCAUAAAAAUAAUCAUGGUCAUGCAGCAUCACCAAAACAAUUUCGUCCUUAUAUUGAAAGAAUACCACAAAUAAAUAAUUCAUCCAAAUCGUUUAUACUUUGGAUUGAUAAAAAAAAUGCAGAUAAUUCUGAUGUUGCAAAUCAAUUAAUAAGUGAUGGAAAAAUUCAUGUCGAUUUUCGUGAUACAUUUGCAAUGGCACAAGAUCAUAUAAGACAAAUUCUAAAUAAAAUCAGAUCACCAUCAACAGCAUUUCAAAUAGUAUGUCGUGGUUAUUAUAAACAAGAAAAUAAAAAUCCAUUUGAUUUAUUAUUAUUCUUAAAUAAGAAUAAUUUAAAACAUAUACGAGUUCUUGUUUUUACUAAUGAUAAACAAGGUUUAAUAAAUCAUUUGGAAUAUCAAGCACCAUCAGUUGGUCUUCUUGAUUGGAAAGAUCGUUUAUAUAUAACAAGUGAUUCAAAAAAAUUAAUAACAAAAUGUAGAUCGAAUAUUGAAAAAAAAACAUCAUAA
This is a messenger RNA of Rotaria sp. Silwood1, 1569 nucleotides long. Lineage: Eukaryota; Metazoa; Rotifera; Eurotatoria; Philodinida; Philodinidae. The record is from the annotation of a GenBank genome assembly.